Messenger RNA from Hipposideros armiger (great roundleaf bat), 2826 nucleotides. It is a transcript of the gene NAP1L5, whose product is annotated as nucleosome assembly protein 1 like 5. Gene Ontology annotation, biological process: nucleosome assembly. The transcript has a single exon. Gene Ontology annotation, cellular component: nucleus. The record is from RefSeq and is a predicted model, not a curated record. Lineage: Eukaryota; Metazoa; Chordata; Mammalia; Chiroptera; Hipposideridae. The coding region runs from base 703 to 1245 and encodes 180 amino acids.
UCUGUACUGCUGCAAGAAGACCUUGCUAUAUGCCUCUAGGCUGAGAAAUGACCAAGGGGGGGGGGCUGUUGCAUGGGCAGAUGGUCAUGCAAGCUGCCCUAUCCACACACAUGUACCUAAGUCGCAAAGUGGGUGAAAUGGAGUCAGCUUUCCUGUGCGUCCACUUUCUGGAAAGGAAUUCGGAGGAAUCUGGGAGGUGAUCAAAGCUGGCUCCAUAAGAGUAAGCCAGGGACUGCCCACCGAGGCAGACCACCAAGGCCAAGAAAGCCAGAUGUGUUGACAAGUGUACGUAAAGACUUGGGUGGGAUAGAAGAGCAAACUGAAAACCGCUGGCCAUCCAAGCAGGUCCUGAACAAAUGUCUCUGCGGCACCUGCUGCCAUUCCCAGCUCAGCUUUACAGCGGGGCAGGUAUGUGGGCAGACUGGGGGCAGGGUAGCUAAGAGACGGGUUCUGACGUCGGUUGCGAUGCCCGGGAGAUGGCAGGGUAGCAACAGGAGGAAGCUGGCGCAGUCCGGGGGCACGACCGUCAGCUGAUUUUGGAGAGCCAGUCCAGCGGCCCGCGUUGCAAGGGCGGAGCCGCGGCCGACGUCACUGCCGCGGCCGACGUCACCGCCACUUGCCGCAUCCGCAAGACCGCUGUGGUGCAGCUCGGGUGCAGGUCUCUGCGGGAGCCACCUAGACCUCUGCGGCUUCUCGUCUACCAUGGCCGACUCAGAAAACCAAGCGCCUGCGGAGCCGAGCCAGGCGGCGGCCGCGGCAGAGGCGGAGGAGGUAAUGGCGGAAGGCGGUGCGCAGGGGGGAGACUGUGACAGCGCGGCGGGCGACUCUGACAGCGCCGCUGGGCAGACGGCGGAGGAGCCCCAGACCCCUGCAGAGAAUGCACCAAAGCCUAAAAAUGACUUUAUCGAGAGCCUGCCUAACUCGGUAAAAUGCCGGGUCCUGGCCCUCAAAAAGCUGCAGAAGCGAUGCGAUAAGAUAGAAGCCAAAUUUGAUAAGGAAUUUCAGGCUCUGGAAAAAAAGUACAAUGACAUCUACAAGCCCUUACUAGCCAAGAUCCAAGAGCUCACCGGUGAGAUGGAGGGGUGUGCAUGGACCUUGGAGGGCGAGGAGGAGGACGAUGACGACGAUGAGUACGAGGAUGAGGAGGAGGGGGACGAGGAGGAGGAGGAGGAUGAGGAGGCUGCGGCUGCCGCUGCCAAAGACGAGGGUCCCCGCUCUGCAGUGUCUGACGACGCUAAGAAGUAAGCGGGGCAGAGACCGAAGAGGAGAAGGACGGCGAACAAAAUCCUACCUUUUUUCUUUUUCUUUUUCUUUUUUUGAAUAUUGGUGAACUUUAAAAAGGCUCCGGUUUGGGACCAAAAUACAAUGUGAAUCAAUUCUGACAUUCCUACAAUUAUAUUAAAUUGAAGCAAUCGGAUCCUGGCCAGCCUGUGUCCAGUUUUUCAUUUUGAACACAAUAAAUAUAUCUCAAGGUGUUGAAGAAAAUGAGACAAAUUAAACGUACUUUUUUUAUGAUCUCUUCUGUGAGGACAGGAACUGAGGCUUAUAUUAAGGGUGUCAAGUAGAUGUGAAGUCAAGAAUGUCACUUUCAAACCCAUUCAUCACACUAUCGUCACACUACACACGGAACACCCAAGCCAAGACUGAACAUGUUCUCCAUGCUUAAUUCUUCAAUUUCUUUAGUCCUGAAAUUUUCCAGUACAGAAAAAGAAGAAUCCAAGAAAAAAAAAACUCAUCUUUAAGACUUUGCUUUUGUAACCCAGACAUAAGCUUUACACGUCAGACAGAGUGAUGGAAUCGAGGAAGCCUAUGAUGGAGAUCAAUGACAGUUCUGUUAAUGAGGCCUGGAAAACUGCCACUUCAAAUUCUAAACAAUGUUCUGAAUAUCUGAAUUUAGAGAAAGAUGGUUCUGAGAAGGAGGGUGUAUAACUUGUACAAUAUUGUCAACAUAUGUGUUCAUUAUUUACAGUCUCAUGUUUAUGUGUUUUCUUGGUAGUGUCUAUUUACAAAGGUAUAGAAAAAAACCCCAAACGUUUAAGUAUUAAAUCCCUUUACCUAGCCUUUUAGAAAUAUUAAUUUACUUGAAGAGGUAUAGAAUGUAGCAAAUUCUGUAAAGCAUGUGUAUCCAGUGUUAUGUAGUUUGAUCCUUGUGAAGUCUUUUUGUCAUGUAGCUUUUAGAAUGUAGCUGUGAAAAUUAUCAGAACUCUUCACUGAAGCUAAUGUUUGGAAAAAAAUAUAUACUUGAAGAACCAAUCCAAAUGUGCGUUCCCACCCCCAGCUCAGAAGUAGAAAGGGUUUGUUUGCUUGUAUUAGCUGUGCCUUCAUUAUUCUGCUCUGUAAAUGUGACAUAUUAAAUAUAAAAUGGUGCAAAAUCAAAUUUCACUGCUUGAGGAUAGAUUGGCAUACAGUUGAGGAUUUUUAGGAAGGACACAUUUAAUGUAAAGACUUAGCUUCUUUGUGGGUUUUGAAUUGUGUGUGACCCGGUGAUCUAUAAAGAAACAUAAGCAUAAAGUUGUUUACCACUGUGGUGUUAAUAAAACAGUAUUUUCAAAAAACAAAGGACUCAGUACUCUGCCUGGAAUCAAAUCCGAGCUCUGCCUCCUAUUAGCAAUGAACCUUGGGCAAUCCAGUUAAUCUGUGUUAAAGUUCUCAUCUAUAAAAGGGGAUAGUAAUACUCCCUGUCCUUACAGGCUAUUAUGGACAACAGUGAGUUCAUACACAUAAAUCCCAUAGAACAGUGUCUGAAACACCCAAGAAAUUUCAGCUAUUGUUAUUAUUGUAUGAAAGAUAGAGACACUGAUUGGAAAUCAAACACUCAUUCUCUCC